AUGGCCACCACCGCAGGAUCUCGCAACCAAACGAACGGUGUUCUCUCUGUCACGACUACCCAGAUACCGGGCAAUUCAUCCAAGCAAAAUGUUAUCAAGCCAGCAAGUUCCAAAAUGAAGCUUGUCGUUCGCAGAUUAGCUCCUGGACUUACUGAGGCGGAAUUCUUCUCUAUUCUCGGGGAUGACUGGAAAGCAGGGCAAGGAAAGGUCGAUUGGUUUCAAUACAAACCGGGAAAAGAUUCUAAAGACCCUUCCAAGCCAUCGCGACCUUCUCGAGCGUAUCUACAUUUGGCCAACAGUGACAAUCUCUUACCAUUCUCCGAAGCCGUGCGGAAAUCGAGUUUUGAAGAUGCAAAAAACACUUAUACGAAUUCUUGCCUCAUUGGACCACCCUCGGUUGAAUUUGCACCUUACAGUAGAGUCCCCGCAGGUCUCAAACGUCGUACGGAUGCUCGGGCAGGAACAAUUGAUCAGGACUCGGAAUUCAUGGCAUUCCUGGAAGGAUUAGCUAAUCCGAUCACCACAAAAGAGGCUGGUGCAGAUGGCGAGGAUAUUCCAACAGGAAAGGCUGAAAAAGUCACUGUAACUCCUUUGGUUCAAUUUCUGAAAGAUAAGAAGGCCAACAAAACGAAGGAAUUAGCAGCCAAGGCAGCAAAGAAACAAGAAACCUCAAAGUUCAAGGGCAAGGAAGGAUCGAGUUCUACAGAUGAUGGAAGAAAGUCUAAUAAGGAUUCUAAACCCGACAAGGUCGCGGCUACGCAAGAAGCUGUCAGGAUUUUGAAUAGAGAGGCUGCCAAAAAAACAGUGGCUACAUCCUCUUCAUCAUUGACCUCCGCGGCUGCUUCAACAAGUACUGAAAAUAAUGUCCCCAAGCUUGACACAUCCAAAAUCCCUGCAAGUGAAAGACAGGCUGUUGUCGCUGCUCAUGUUCGCAUGCUACGACGUCAUCUCGGACUCAAUCCUUCACAGGCGCAUCGUCGUAUCAAACGAGAUACAGCUAGUGCAGUGAAAGCCGAAGCUUCUGAAAAGCCCACCACCACUCCUAAUAAUACAUCAUCUUCUCAAUCUACUCCUACAACGCCUACCGGCCCCAAAAUAACUCCUGUCCAGCCUAGUGCUCAAUCAGGUAGCCGAAGAGCUAGAAGAGGUAAUCAAAAUAAUGUCAUCGAGCCGUCUGCGAACAAAGCGCCCACAAUCGCUGCUACGGUCCCAGCGCCACCAAUGGUCCUGCUUAGAAAACCCGACACACAACAGCGGGCUCAACAACGACCGAGUACCGCUAAUUCUCAAUCUUCAUUUGCACCUCAAGUCGCCCCGAAAGUUGCUCCUAAAGUCACCCCUGCAGCUCCAACUACGACAUCACCUCAACAGGCUACUCCAAACCGAGGAUCAAAAGCUCAAGUAGAUGUUCCAUCAAAAGGUGCCCGACAAGCGUUUAUCAAACAUGCCAACCCAUCUCAAGGUGUAACUGAACCACUGUUAAAAGAAGCAUUGGAGAAAUUCGGCAAAGUUUCCAUGGUUGAGAUCGAUAAGAAGAAAGGUUUUGCAUAUGCCGAUUUUGAAGACCCAGAAGGUUUGAAGAAAGCCAUGGCUGCGAAUCCCGUUGCCGUCGCUCAGGGUACUGUUCACGUCAUGCAACGAAAGGGAAAUCAGCUACCGCGUGCUGGUCCAGCUCCUAGAGCGCCUCCUCUGCCGCCUGCAAAUCCAGCUUUACGUGGCGGCAGAGGUGGAGUUAUAGGCAGGAGAGGUGGUAGAAAUGUUGGUGGAAGAGGUCGCGUGGAUGCUCCAGCUACGGACUCCUCAAAACCUGCUCCAGCCACUCCUACAGGACCAGCUCCAAAGUGA
Sclerotinia borealis F-4128 is the source of this 1845-nucleotide messenger RNA. The record is from the annotation of a GenBank genome assembly. Lineage: Eukaryota; Fungi; Ascomycota; Leotiomycetes; Helotiales; Sclerotiniaceae.